AUGGGUGACGUUCCAGUUGAAGAGGCACCUUUCCCGCUCACAGACGUCGAUAAGUGGGUCCUCUCACAGACAGAUGAGGAGUUUAAGAAGCAUGGCUGGGAGGAGCUCAAGGAGAUUAUUGCGACGAAUAAGCUCGAGGUUUUGAAGCGAAAGCCGUCCGACCUUCGUCGAUACAUGAAAUGGACGGCCGAGACCAAGGCCGAGUACGGCUCCAUGACCAAGUUCCUUCUCACAAACCGCCUGCCCAAACCCUGGGGCGAACCACCAUUUACCCCCAAGUCUACCGUGCCUUUUGAGGAUCCUUCCGACUACCGCGUUCUUGUGAACGACUGGCCGUAUGGACUUGACCCGAGUAUCACCCAUAUCGUGGUCUGGUCGCGCACCAUCAUCCCUACAGACCCUGAGACCGGGGACAUGACAGUAGAGAGCAGGCGCACUGUCAAGGAUUUUAUUGACAGGUACUUUGUCAAAAAUCUUGGUGAUGUCGAAGAAGACAGGGUUAUCUGGUUCAAGAAUUGGGUCGCCCUUCAGAGCGUGCGGGCCUUGGAGCACAUCCACGUGCUGGUGCGAGACGUCGACCCAGAAGUCAUCAAGAAGUGGUCUGAGGAGCAAUCCUGGCACAGAUAG
Molecule: messenger RNA, 627 nt
Organism: Colletotrichum acutatum
Lineage: Eukaryota; Fungi; Ascomycota; Sordariomycetes; Glomerellales; Glomerellaceae
Exons: 2
Coding region: 1-627 (208 amino acids)
Biological process (GO): N-acetylglucosamine metabolic process
Cellular component (GO): cytoplasm
Source: RefSeq, a predicted model, not a curated record